This is a messenger RNA of Branchiostoma floridae (Florida lancelet), 1365 nucleotides long. RefSeq names its product mucin-5AC-like. The transcript is spliced from 10 exons. Gene Ontology annotation, cellular component: external side of plasma membrane. The record is from RefSeq and is a predicted model, not a curated record. Gene Ontology annotation, biological process: leukocyte tethering or rolling; response to cytokine; heterophilic cell-cell adhesion. Lineage: Eukaryota; Metazoa; Chordata; Leptocardii; Amphioxiformes; Branchiostomatidae. Bases 1 to 1365 code for a protein of 454 amino acids. Gene Ontology annotation, molecular function: oligosaccharide binding; sialic acid binding.
AUGGUGACACCAGCUCCAACAACUCCAGUUCCUACAACAGAAGUGACACCAGCUCCAACAACUCCAGUUCCUACAACGGAAGUAACCACAGCUCCAACAACUCCAGUCCCUACAACGGAAGUCACCACAGCUCCAACAACUCCAGUUCCUACAACGGAAGUAACCACAGCUCCAACAACUCCAGUUCCUACAACGGAAGUGACAUCAGCUCCAACAACUCCAGUUCCUACAACGGAAGUCACCACAGCUCCAACAACUCCAGUUCCUACAACGGAAGUCACCACAGCUCCAACAACUCCAGUUCCUACAACAGAAGUCACCACAGCUCCAACAACUCCAGUUCCUACAACAGAAGUCACCACAGCUCCAACAACUCCAGUUCCUACAACAGAAGUCACCACAGCUCCAACAACUCCAGUUCCUACAACAGAAGUCACCACAGCUCCAUCAACUCUAGCUCCUACAACAGAUGUCACUACAGCUCCAACAACUCCAGUUCCUACAACGGAAGCCAGACCAUGUCCGACGCUGAAUACUUCACCUAACGGAGCGCUGAGUCCUCCCGGACCACACUUCUACCCGACAGUGGUCACAUUCGCCUCCAGACCAUGUCCGACGUUGACGGCUCCAACUAACGGAGCGCUGAGUCCUCCCGGACCGUACUCUUACCCGAUAGUGGUCACAUUCGCCUGUGAUACGGGAUACGUACGGAACGCCAGACCAUGUCCGACGCUGACGGCUCCAACUAACGGAACGCUGAGUCCUCCCGGACCGUACUCUUACCCGACAGUGGUCACAUUCGCCUGUGACACGGGAUACGUACGGAACGCCAGACCAUGUCCGACGCUGACGGCGCCAACUAACGGAACGCUGAGUCCUCCCGUACCACACUCCUACCCGACAGUGGUCACAUUCACCUGUGACACGGGAUACGUACGGAACGCCAGACCAUGUCCGACGCUGACGGCUCCAACUAACGGAACGCUGAGUCCUCCCGUACCACACCUCUUCCCGACAGUGGUCACAUUCGCCUGUGACACGGGAUACGUACGGAACGCCAGACGAUGUCCGACGCUGACGGCUCCAACUAACGGAACGCUGAGCCCUCCCGUACCACACUCCUACCCGACAGUGGUCACAUUCACCUGUGACACGGGAUACGUACGGAACGCCAGACCAUGUCCGACGCUGACGGCUCCAACUAACGGAACGCUGAGUCCUCCCGGACCGUACUCUUACCCGACAGUGGUCACAUUCGCCUGUGACACGGGAUACACCUUUUUCGACGCUGACGGCUCCAACCUUCGGUACGCUGAGUCCUCCCGUACCACACUCCUACCCGACAGUGGUCACAUUUGCCUGUGA